GGCCCGGACACACCGGGCCGGCUUGGGGCUCCGCACGGCGGCGGGAGUCACCGGAGCCCCGGCCACGAAGGGGUGCGACCCCCCGCGGGCCCCGCCCUCCAGGCUGAGCCCCAGCCAAUCAGAGCGGCUUUUACUGGCGGGUGGGCCGAGCCGGCCCAGCUGCACGGAGGCUCUGGCAUGUCGGUUCCCGAUUCUGGUCCCCGGCCCCCAGCAGCGCCUGCCCCCUUCCCACCGGGGCCCCCCAUGAUGCCACCACCCUUCAUGCCCCCUCCAGGGAUUCCCCCUCCCUUUCCUCCGAUGGGGCUCCCUCCUAUGAGUCAGAGACCACCUGCGAUUCCCCCCAUGCCCCCUGGCAUCCUGCCCCCAAUGCUGCCACCCAUGGGGGCACCACCACCACUCACACAGAUACCAGGAAUGGUACCUCCAAUGAUGCCAGGGAUGCUGAUGCCAGCAGUGCCUGUCACCGCAGCGACGGCUCCGGGUGCGGACACCGCCAGCUCUGCUGUGGCUGGAACAGGCCCUCUGAGGGCCCUAUGGAGUGAGCAUGUGGCCCCUGAUGGGCGCAUCUACUACUACAAUGCUGACGACAAGCAGUCCGUGUGGGAGAAGCCCAGCGUGCUCAAGUCCAAGGCCGAGCUGCUGCUGUCCCAGUGCCCCUGGAAAGAGUACAAGUCAGACACAGGCAAGCCUUACUACUACAACAACCAGAGCCAGGAGUCCCGCUGGACCCGUCCUAAGGACCUGGAUGACCUGGAGGCUCUAGUCAAUCAAGAGGCUGCUGGGAAACAGCGACAGUCACAGCCACUCCAGCCACAGCCUCCUCAGUCCCAGCCUGAUCCCCCGCCUGCACCUCCGGGUCCCACUGCAGUGUCCACGGGCUUCCUGGAACCUGAGCCAGGUGGGAGUGAAGACUGUGUUGUAGCCGAGGCUGCCCAGCCACUGGAGCAGGGCUUCCUGCAGCAGCCAGAGGAGGGCCCCAACAGCUCUGCUGGACAGCACCAGCCACCACAGCAGGAAGAAGAGGAAUCUAAGCCAGAACCAGAGCGGUCUGGCCUCAGUUGGAGCAACCGGGAGAAGGCCAAACAGGCAUUCAAGGAGCUGCUGAGGGACAAGGCUGUCCCUUCCAAUGCCUCAUGGGAACAGGCCAUGAAGAUGGUGGUCACUGACCCUCGUUACAGUGCCUUGCCUAAACUGAGUGAGAAAAAACAGGCAUUCAAUGCCUACAAGGCACAGCGGGAAAAGGAAGAGAAGGAGGAAGCUCGGCUGAGGGCCAAGGAAGCCAAGCAGACCCUGCAGCAUUUCCUGGAGCAACAUGAACGCAUGACCUCCACCACACGCUACCGGCGGGCAGAACAGACCUUCGGGGAGCUGGAGGUCUGGGCUGUGGUCCCUGAAAGGGAUCGAAAAGAGGUUUAUGAUGAUGUCCUCUUCUUCCUGGCCAAGAAGGAGAAGGAACAGGCCAAGCAGCUCCGGCGCCGCAACAUCCAGGCCCUGAAGAGCAUCUUGGAUGGGAUGAGUAGCGUCAACUUCCAAACCACGUGGUCCCAGGCCCAGCAGUACCUCAUGGAUAACCCCAGCUUUGCUCAGGACCAGCAGCUGCAGAAUAUGGACAAGGAAGAUGCCCUGGUCUGCUUUGAGGAGCACAUUCGAGCUUUGGAGAGGGAGGAGGAGGAAGAGCGGGAGCGGGCCCGGCUUCGGGAGCGGCGCCAGCAGCGCAAGAACCGGGAGGCCUUCCAGACCUUCCUGGACGAGCUGCACGAGACAGGGCAGCUACACUCCAUGUCCACCUGGAUGGAGUUGUACCCAGCAGUCAGCACUGAUGUCCGCUUUGCCAACAUGCUGGGCCAGCCGGGCUCCACCCCUCUGGACUUAUUCAAGUUCUAUGUGGAGGAGUUGAAGGCACGAUUCCAUGAUGAGAAGAAGAUCAUUAAAGACAUUCUUAAGGACCGGUGCUUCUGUGUGGAGGUGAACACAGCCUUUGAGGACUUCGCCCACGUCAUAAGCUUUGACAAGAGGGCUGCUGCGCUGGACGCAGGCAACAUCAAGCUGACCUUCAAUAGUCUGCUGGAGAAGGCAGAGGCCCGGGAGAGGGAGCGGGAAAAGGAGGAGGCCCGGAGGAUGCGGCGCAGGGAGGCUGCCUUCCGAAGCAUGCUGAGGCAGGCCGUGCCUGCUCUGGAGCUGGGCACUGCGUGGGAAGAGGUCCGUGAGCGCUUUGUGUGCGACUCAGCCUUUGAGCAGAUCACCCUUGAGUCGGAGCGGAUCCGGCUCUUCCGGGAGUUCCUGCAGGUGCUGGAGCAGACCGAAUGCCAGCACCUCCACACCAAAGGCCGAAAGCACAGCAGGAAGGGCAAGAAGCACCAUCGGAAGCGUUCCCACUCGCCUUCAGGCUCUGAGUCAGAAGAGGAGGACCUGCCCCCACCAUCCCUCCGACCCACCAAGCGGAGGCGGCGGAACCCCUCAGAGUCAGGCUCUGAACCCUCAUCGUCACUUGAUUCAGUUGAAAGUGGGGGUGCUACCCUUGGAGGACGGGGAUCCCCAUCCUCCCACCUCCUUGGAUCAGAGCAUGGCCUUCGGAAAGCCAAGAAACCAAAAAAGAAAACUAAGAAGAGAAGACACAAGUCGAACAGCCCUGAGAGCGAGACAGACCCUGAGGAGAAACCUGGCAAGGAGAGUGAAGAAAAAGAACAAGAACAGGAUAAGGACAAGGAGCUCCGGCAGGCAGAACUCUCUAACCGCUCCCCGGGCUUCGGAGUCAAGAAGGAGAAGACAGGCUGGGACACAUCAGAAAGUGAGCUGAGUGAGGGAGAGCUGGAGAGGCGCCGGCGGACACUCCUGCAGCAGCUAGAUGACCACCAGUGAUGGGCUUCUCUCUGCCUCUGGCCUACGUGAGGCAGUGGCUUCAAGGCCACCCUCAGACUCCUUUUUUCAUCUGUCUGGUCCAUAUCCACUUUUCUUAAAGUAACUCCACCCUCGACACACCAACUUUUGGCACCCACCAAGGCUGCUCUUGGCGAUCAAGGGUCCCCCCGGUUCCCAGACAACUAGAGCAGUCCUUGCCCUGAGCCCCACGCCAGACCUGAGUGUCUUGUGGCACGUGGGAUGGGUGACGCCAGUAGAUAAAGUAUAUGAGAGAGAAGGGGCCUCCAGGGAAGAGGGGCUGGUGGAUACAGCCUAAGUGGCACAGGGCAGGGUCCUCACCCUCUAGCAUCAGUGCCUGCUCCUGCCUGCCCCAGCCCUGGGGCUCCACCACUGCUUCCUCCAGCCCUGGGACCCAGUGUAUGUGUUUUGUUUUUGUUUUUUAAAUAACAAUAUUUAUAACAUG
Molecule: messenger RNA, 3322 nt
Organism: Perognathus longimembris pacificus (Pacific pocket mouse)
Lineage: Eukaryota; Metazoa; Chordata; Mammalia; Rodentia; Heteromyidae
Gene: Prpf40b
Product: pre-mRNA processing factor 40 homolog B
Exons: 26
Coding region: 178-2859 (893 amino acids)
Biological process (GO): mRNA cis splicing, via spliceosome
Cellular component (GO): U1 snRNP; U2-type prespliceosome
Molecular function (GO): RNA binding; protein binding
Source: RefSeq, a predicted model, not a curated record